Molecule: messenger RNA, 2611 nt
Organism: Durio zibethinus
Lineage: Eukaryota; Viridiplantae; Streptophyta; Magnoliopsida; Malvales; Malvaceae
Product: la-related protein 1C-like
Molecular function (GO): RNA binding
Source: RefSeq, a predicted model, not a curated record
CAACUCCUGAACCCAAAGCCCAAAAGGAAAAAACACAAAAAUUAUUAAUAAAUAAACAGAGGAGGAAAGAAAGAAACCUAAACAAACACAAUGCCUUUGGUUCCUUGGUGUUUCGGCGGUUCACUCGUGCGAUUCACGUGUUAGAUCCGUCUUCCUUCUCCUCAUCAAAUUCCUACAAUUUCCCCCAAACGAACCCUAUAAAUGCUUUCUUUUUCUAUAUUUUCUCCACUCAUUCUUAUUUAUUUCAACGUUAAUUAAAAAAAAAAAAAGGGGAUUUUGAUUAACCAAUUAAAAAUAUUAAUGCGUUGUGUUAUAGACAUCGAUUUUUUGUUUUCUGAUACAAUUUUGAUUUGAAGUUCCAAAACCCUAAUUUUCGAAUGGCUAUGACGGCUGAUUCUUCUUCUCCACGCGACGGUCUCAACAGCCCUCAGUUCCGCCGCAAGAAUUUGCCUUCUCCUUGGGCCCAAGUUGUUCGAGGCGAGUCAGAAUCAAUCUCAGCCGUUCAUCAUUCCCCUUUUUCACCAUCAUCAACAACCUCAUCCCCCGUCGCUUGCUUUCCGGAGCAAACAACUUUUUCCGAUUGCUCCCCUUCGAAAGCGGCUUCUUCCUCCUCCUCGUCUCCGCCGCCGGAUAUUUCCUUAGCCGCCGACGAUGGUGGUUCUGAUUCCAAUAGCAACAAUGGGGCUGCUCGGUCCAAGAAGCCGGCUUGGAACAAGCCUUCAAAUGGCGUCGUCGAGGUGGGCCCCGUAAUGGGAGCUGCGUCUUGGCCUGCUUUAUCUGAAUCCGCUAGGGCUUCCCCCAAAUCAUUAGCCGACUCUUCUGCCAAGACUGUUUCUGAUGGAUCGCUUUCUAAUUCUCAGGGUCCAGUAAUACCCCAAUCAGCUCAGAAGCAAGGUUCUAGUAAUGCUAACUCCAAUUCAACACCAAACCGUACAAUGUCAGGUCGGCAAAGGCCUUCUAAGCGUGGUGGCAGUGGAGGUGGAGCUAUUGCUCCUCCACAGAGUGGCUUUUCACAUCAACACCUAACUCCACCGCCACCACCGUCAUUUCCUGUAAUACAAAUGCCUCCGAAUAGUUAUGGUAAUUUCAUCCCAGCAAUGGCAGAUUCUUCUAUGAGAGACCCUCAAUACAGGGGCAAUAAUUGGGAAACCAGACCAGGAGGAGGGUUUGCAUCUCAAUCACACAAUGAUCACCGGCAUUCUUCUCGGAGGGGAAGCAACUAUGGACCACGUGGAGAUGGUGGCUACCAUAACAAUUUUGGGGGCAGGCGUGAUCAGGACCGUGGAAAUUAUGGGAAUGCAAGAGAUGGUCAUAUGCAGCCUCAGAGAGCUCCUCAAAGGGGUUUUUCAAGGCAUCCACCAGCCACUGCUCAUACUUUUGUUCUUCCACAGCCUGUGAGACCAUUUGUGAAUCCCAUAGGAUAUCCUGAGUUGAUAUACUUCCCGUCGUUUAGGGGCAUGCCUUUAUUUGCCCCUCCCCCUGCCCCACCUCCUGCAAUUUUUAUGCCUGUUCUGGAAGUUCCUCUGCCUGCAAAGUUGUUACAUCAGAUUCAUUAUUAUUUCAGUGAUGCUAAUUUGAUACAAGAUGAGUUUUUGAAGUCUAACAUGGAUGAUCAGGGCUGGGUAUCCAUUUCUUUAAUAGCUGGAUUUCCUCGAGUUAAGAGUUUGACAAGCAACAUUCAGCUGAUAUUGGAUUCCUUGCGGAGUUCAACUGUUGUGGAGGUACAGGAUGACAAGGUGAGGAGGCGUAAUGAGUGGACGAAAUGGAUACCUUAUCGGGUUUCUACAGAGUUGGGCUUACUUUCUCCAGGUGGAACUAGUGCUGAUAUGCUGGCAAGUUCUCUUCAGCAGCUUACGGUAAAGGAAGAGUCUAAUAACCAAUGUAAGGCAGGUAAUGUGAACCCUCAUGCCGAGGACACUUCAGGAAGACAUAAAUCGGAGCUGAUUAGCUGCUCUCAACUCUCCAAUGGGAAGGGUUCUGAAGACACAUGUUUGGACCAAAACUGAUCAAUAAAUGCCACAAGAAAAGCACAAUCCAGUCAGGAUGGUGUGUUCUUAUUUUUUAUUGGAGGGGGGUGGAUGCUGCUUCACAAGGGAUGGGACACCUUUUUCUUUUAUUUUUGCCAUCAUCUUACUCGGUUUUGGCGCUGUUUUGACGAGGCAAUCAGAGGCAGAAAAAAAUAAGAAAGAUACAUAAAUUUAUCUUUGAAAGGUAAAGAAGUGAGAGAGUGAGAGAGAGGAGAGAGAGAUUAGGCUUGAAUGGGGAAAAUUUAUGGGGCUAUUUGGGUGUAUAGUUUUGCUAUUCCUAUGGACAAUUGUGUUAUUUUUUUGGUGAAUUUUGGUGGCGUGACGAUGGGUGAAGCAUUCCAAGGGAGGUGGGAGUUGGAAUUGUCGUUAACAUGGCUGAGAAUGUUUUAUUAACUAUAUCUAGGUGCAUUAUUUAGUUAACAUUCUAGUUCUUUUGUUUUACAAUUAAUGGUUUUGUUACUGCCUGCCUCACAUUCAUAAUUUAUAUAUUUUACACUCGCUUGCAUACAUUUUCUUUAUGCUUAUAUUUUCAUUGGCGUUGAUGGCUCUUCCUCUCAAAUGAGAGCAUUUCCUAUGUUGUCUGA